Molecule: messenger RNA, 1377 nt
Organism: Lathyrus sativus (Indian pea)
Lineage: Eukaryota; Viridiplantae; Streptophyta; Magnoliopsida; Fabales; Fabaceae
Source: the annotation of a GenBank genome assembly
AUGGAUCAUGUGAUUGGUGGGAAGUUUAAACUAGGAAGGAAAAUUGGGAGUGGCUCUUUUGGAGAGCUCUAUUUAGCACUUAAUAUACAAAGUGGAGAGGAGGUGGCUGUCAAGCUGGAAUCUGUGAAGACCAGGCAUCCACAGCUUCACUAUGAGUCAAAAUUGUAUAUGCUUCUUCAAGGAGGAACGGGUAUUCCCCAUCUCAAAUGGUUUGGUGUUGAGGGAGAGUACAAUGUCAUGGUUAUCGAUCUUCUUGGACCAAGUCUGGAAGACUUAUUCAAUUAUUGUAACCGGAAAUUUACAUUGAAAUCAGUGUUGAUGCUUGCUGAUCAAUUAAUUAAUAGAGUUGAAUACAUGCAUUCACGAGGCUUUCUUCACCGCGACAUAAAGCCAGACAAUUUUCUGAUGGGCCUCGGACGUAAAGCAAAUCAAGUGUACGCUAUUGACUACGGCCUUGCGAAAAAAUAUAGGGAUCUUCAGACUCACAGGCACAUACCAUACAGGGAAAACAAGAACCUUACCGGCACAGCACGCUAUGCAAGUGUCAACACUCAUCUUGGAAUCGAACAAAGCAGAAGGGAUGAUCUGGAAUCUCUUGGUUAUGUGCUCAUGUAUUUCUUAAGAGGAAGUCUUCCCUGGCAGGGACUGAAGGCUGGAAACAAAAAACAAAAAUACGAUAAAAUCAGUGAGACAAAGGUGUCAACUCCGAUAGAGGUGCUGUGUAAAGCAUAUCCCUCUGAGUUUGUAUCAUACUUCCACUAUUGCCGAUCAUUGAGGUUUGAAGACAAGCCAGAUUAUUCAUAUUUAAAGAGACUUUUCAGAGAUCUAUUUAUUCGAGAAGGAUAUCAAUUUGACUAUGUUUUUGACUGGACUGUAUUGAAAUAUCCACAGAUCGGUAGCAGCUCUAGAGGACGGCACGGCAAUGGCAAGGCAGCUAUGCAAGCAGCUACACCUGCACACAGACCAGAAAAGAUGCCAGUUGGGAGAGAGAUUCGAGAGAAGUUAUCUGGGGCUGCUGAAGCAUUCAACCAUAGGAACCGCCCAAGUUCUACUCCUCAUCAUCAUCACGGUGAACAUGUCAGACAUAGGACUUUUGACGAGGCAGCAAUGUAUAAGGAGAUGCACUAUGCCCAACAGAAUACAACUCGAUACGGCAGCAAUUCAAGAAGAGCAAUGGUACCAUCAUCAAACAGGACGAAUUCCUCAGGCGACCAUACUGGCAGGUUGGCCACAAAUGGUGGGGGCCGUCCAUCUGCCGCACAUAGAGUUCAACCUGUUUAUGAGUCCAAACAAGCAGCUUUUGCGCGCAAUGGAUCUUUGAGAGGCCACCGUGAUGAUCCUCUGAGGAACUUUGAACUCCUUGCAAUCAGGAAGUAA